AUGGACCCAUCAUUGAAGGAUCAGCCAUUGAAGGAAAUUCUGAAGGACCCGGCCUAUGCUCGCUUCAAGCCCCUGGAGAAAAUCAUCGGGGACCUGAAUGUGCGUGACUGGGCCAGUCAGACCCUGCCCUCCUUGCUGGACUGCACCCCUGACGAUCUCAAGAUGCACGUUUCGGCUUUUUACCGCGUGCUGGAGCGUGAAGGCAAGUUUUUGGAUGCACUGCAAGGUGACACACGAAUGCUUGACCUGAGCAUGGGUAUGGUGACCAGCGUCGGCUUUGGCCUUCAGAACUCCUUGAAGCACGUUCUUGAGAACUUGCGCUUGGAUGCGCUCGAUGGCAUCAGUGUAAUCAACCUGAGCUACAAUAAUCUGCUCGACCAAGAUGGCGGCUUGCUUUUGAGGCUCGCGGACAGGAUGGCAGAACGCAAGCCGCCGCAGCCAAAGGUGGAGUUUCGGCUAACUGGCAAUCGCUUCACGCCAAACUUUUUGGUUGAGACUGCCUUGCCCCUUUGCCAGAUGGACCACAUUUCGUACGUCGUUGUGCCGGAUCUGGGGAGGAGUGACGCGACUGCUGCCUUGGCUCACAUGCAUGAUAAAAGCGCGCUCGUUUUCAACAAGCUCAUCUUCAUUCGAGAAAUGCACUUGCCUGGCGGGCAUUGGCAAGAGAUCUUGCCCCCCGGUGUUGUCCCUCAUGUGGUUCGAGAGACACACGACAAAUACUACUUGCAGGCACGAGCGUGA
This is a messenger RNA of Monosiga brevicollis MX1, 741 nucleotides long. RefSeq lists its product as uncharacterized. The record is from RefSeq and is a predicted model, not a curated record. The transcript has a single exon. Bases 1 to 741 code for a protein of 246 amino acids. NCBI's taxonomy places the organism in Eukaryota, Choanoflagellata, Craspedida, Salpingoecidae.